AUGUUGAUAGCUUCUUAUAGGGUCUUAUGCGGAUUUUCUCGCCGGUCUUUUCCAUCGUCCUCAUCUGCUGGUCUGGGUUCCCCGGCUGCACAAGGAACAAGUGUCCCUCAGCCACAGCCAGCAUCAAUCAUCGAGGAUAGGUUACUGAACGAGUUGUUUGGUGGCACCAGGACGAGAGUUGCUUCCUAUGCUGACCCAAAUGAGAACCAAAUACUAGCUGGUUUAGGCGAAGAAAUCGCAAUGCAAUUUCAAGAUUGGAACUGGGACCCUGCUUCUUUCACCAAUGAUGUGCAGACAGCCUUUAAUUUGCAGGCUAGAAAGCAGUACACGAGCAACGUGACUGACCUAUUGGCAGCUGAUGCUACUGCACAUAUUGCAGCUACCAACUCUGUUAAUAGAAGAAGCAAGCGUGGUGGAAAAGGUGAAGCAGUACACAAUGGUGGUGCUAAGACACGAGAGGAACGUGAGAUAGAAAUGACUGCUGAAAGGGGUGGUGUGCCACCAGAUUGGUUAGAAUUGAUGAGGGAUAUGCACACCAAUAAACAAACCGGUGAGGUGCAAGAUCCUGUUGCGAGAGAGCUGUUGGCAACUCUGAGUAAGCUGAAGGAGGAAAAAGAAGCACAACUUCAGCAGUCUCAUCAGUUGUCUGCGAAUGAUGGAUCUACAGCUUCUAACAUGCUGUCCCGCGAAGAGAUCAACCAACUGGUUCUCGAGAAUGUUCCUAUUAAGAAGGGUCGUCGGUAUGGUAUCGUUCGUACCUCUGAAGCUAUCUCAACCUCAUCAUCUCAGCUCUCUGUUUCUUCCUCGAGUAUUGUUCAAUACAUGGAGCGGAUGAAGACAGAGCUUGAUGAAGAGCGGUCAUGUCAUGUCCCCGAUCCUAGAUAGGAUCGCCCGGACGGGCCAUGGUGCGGGGAGACGCACUGAUGUGAUCAUGGAAAGCACCAAGGAAUGGAAUCAUGAACCUGAUCAUGGAGAGCUUGUAGCUGUUGAAGAACCUACACUUGAAGAAUGUCUGAGCCAAAAUAAAGCUUCUAUCAUCAAAGACAACUUGAUCUACAUUCAAGCUACUCUACAUUCAAGCUGAUCAUCAUCUAGGCAAGUAGCUUGUGUGUGCUCUUUUCCUAACCUUUGGUUUUGUCCCACUGGGUUUUCCAAAGGAAGGUUUUUAACGAGGCCACAAGUCUACUUCUCCUAUCUCCUAGAUGAUUGAUCUUGAUCUGUCCACAUGAAGACCUUAUCUUAUAUUUUAAGCUAUGCUUUUAUGUUAUUUAGUUUUCGAAAAACUCUAGUCUUUGUUUAGUUUCCAAGGGAGCCUGUUCCCUUUAUUUUUAUUUCUAUUUUCGAGACCUUGUGCAUGUACAAGGGUCUCUCUUUAUAUUCUGGUCGUGACCCCCCUUUAUCAUUAAGCAAUCUUUUAUCAAAAACCCUUUUCUCUCUUCUCUCUUGUCUUUGGCGAGUUGAAGUGUGUCUGGUGUGUAAUAUCCAGUCUAUUGGUGUGUAAUAUCCAACGCCCAAGGGCUUUAGAGAGGUGUGUCAUAUCCGAUCUAAGCCUAGGAGUAUCAAGAAGCCUUUCCGCAGCCUCUUGUGUCACCAUUCGAUCCACAUACCUUGAGAAGCUUGAGUCUUUUGA
Brassica rapa (field mustard) is the source of this 1630-nucleotide messenger RNA. RefSeq lists its product as uncharacterized. NCBI's taxonomy places the organism in Eukaryota, Viridiplantae, Streptophyta, Magnoliopsida, Brassicales, Brassicaceae. The record is from RefSeq and is a predicted model, not a curated record.